CCCCACACCUUCAACUUAGGGAGCCAUACAUGGAACACACAGAAAAACAGGCUGGCACUUUCCAGGCCACAAACAGGAGUAAAGUCAUCUGAAUUGUGAGUUAUCCUAUCCAAUGAAUACUUAAUAAAAUAGCCUAGAAGAGGAUCUGUUUGGCAGUACACCUGACUUUCCAAACCAGGAAUUCAAAAAUAAGCACCAACUUUGAGGCCACUGGGAGUAUUCUUCAGAAGCAGGCUUCAUAGCAUCUGGCAAAAUGCCUGUGGCCACUCAUAUUUUAUUUAGAACUGUUGUGUCCCCUUGCUUUAACCCUUUAGAUCUUAAUGCCCAUCUGUCACUCAGGGGCUUCAUUAUCUUAGCUAAUUCUUUACAGGUGCUCAUCUUCAAUGAGAAGAGACAAUACUGAGCACAAUUAUAGGAUAUCUCUGAGACAGGUGCCUUACUUUCAUUACUGCAAUAUUCAUUAUUAAUUAUAUUUAUUUCAUAUGACUGAAAAAGUUCUAAACUCUGGUGUAACAGGGUUUCUUAAAGAAAUUAUACACUUCUCCAUAUGCUACUGCUAAUGAAUUAUUAUAGAUGUUACAGGUAAUGGUGUUGUACCAUGUUAGCUAGUCAGAGUUAUCGAGUAAAAGUUUUGUAUGAAACAUUACAAAAGUUGUAUUACAAUGAUAUUUUAAUUGGCUAACUAUGAUUAACAGUAGCAUAUGGAUAUUCCUUAACCAUGUUUAAACAUGUCCCAGUUGGGGCCUGUGCUAGUAAUUACAUUUUCAUUUCAGAAUGCACAAAAUGCAUGGUUUAAUUUCUCUUUGUAGAAUCAAAUCUUUGCCCAAACACCAUAGGCUUUACAGACGGAAAAAGAUCAAAGUGAAUGCAAGGGAUAUAUUUUAUUAAAAAAUGUUUUUCAAACACCUUGUUUUUUUCAAAUUAUACAGUAUCUUGGUAUUCUGCAGAUCAGGGUCCCAUAUAUAGAAAUAUCAGGCUUCAGGUUUCCUACAAUAACUUAAUGUGGACAAAUAGAAAAAAACUCCAGUCAACAUGACUGAUUCAGCCAGAGACUAACCCCUACCCCUUUGGUACAUGUAGCAAUGGCAUUUGUUGUCUCCUGCUGGGAACUUUUAGUGCUGUCAUGUGCCGUGUGACUUUUAUAAAGCUGUUUAGGUACAUCUUCAAAUAUGCAACCUAAAAAAAUUGUAGUAUCAUUUUGUUUCAAAAAAUGAGUUUAUUUUACAAUAUGAAUUUGCAUAUUGAUUGUCGCUAUUUGGAUAUGAUGUUUUCUGAAAUGGAGAAGUGCAAUAUAACCUUAUGAAUCAUUGUAAUUACAUAUAAGGUUAUGAAUGUUCCUUUUCUUUUGGAAGCAUUAGGUAAUAAAGCUCUUGUUUUUAAACAGAAAUUACCGAGUGCAGUUUUAUGAGGUAAUAUUUUUCAGAUUAAAUAUACAUUCCUCUCAGAUGUCAUGUAGGACCGCUAACCUUUCCCAUAAGCAGUAAAAUGUGGUACUACUAGUCUGUAUAACUGAUUAAAGCAUACAUUUUCAGCUUUAAAGAACAUCUAUUUAAUAUUGGUCAUUUACAAAGUAAAAGGACGGAAAAUAUGGACGGAAAUCAACAUGUUUUGUGGCCACUUGCACCCAGCCCUGCACCAUUCUACAUUGUCUUACAGACAUGAAUGUUCCCUAUGAAUAUGUCACUACCUGCAUUUGGCUGUACUGUAUUCAUGAGUGGCAAGUGGAGGCUCUUCCAAUCCCCUAACCUGGUGGGUGCAAAUUUGCAAAACCCUUAGAAUCUUCAGGGCCACUUUAAACAUCUCUAUAAUGCUCGCGUGUUAGUGAUCUUAGUCACUGACCUAACCUUUAUCGCCCUAGAAAAACUAUGCCACUAGAGUGGUAUUAUUUACAACACCUUACAUCUCACUCUCAGUCACUAGGGUCAAGUGGCCAGAAGGUUACCUGAAUUCUUUAUUCAUGUCUCCACUUCCUCCUUCUAGGUAGUCAGAAAUAAAUAAUAAUGGCAGUCUGAACUGAAACCUUUUCAGUUGCUCAGUGAACAGAAAAGCCUGUUUAUAUUGAAUACUAAACAUAAUAAAAAAGCAUAUAUUUGCUGACCCAUAGGAUUACCUGACAUCUCCCUGAGAACUAAACUCAACAACACUGCCCAGUCUUCACAAGCAAUUGCUGAGUUUUCUAACUCUGGAUGAAAGUGAAUGUUUCACCACUGCCUACUAUAGGAAAUACUAUAGGAAAUAUUGUUUUCCUAAUUUAUUUUUCUAUGAUCCCAUCUGAUGUAGUGAUAAUAAUGAUUUUCCUCAGAUAUGUUUUCCUAUUAUACUAUGCUCUAUUAAUCUGCAUCUGGCCUGCAGUGUACAUGUGCUGUAACAUUCAGGUGCAGAAAAAUGGCAGUUGGUCACAUGGUAUGCACACUUCCUGUUAUAUACCCAUGAUCCCUUGCAAAGUAACAGUUGGUUGCAACGACCCUUGGUUGUCUUUGGUGCUGCACCAGCAUUUGGAGAUUUUGGAGAUUUGAGCGACUUCCAAAGCAAUUUUUUUUACAGUGAGAAGAAAAGAACUUAUCCAGGAUGGACUCUACAAUCAAUAUGAUCAAGCAAAUAAGAUCUCAGCUUGAGGAGGACAGCAGGAUGGAAACACAUGAGAGGGUUAAGAGAAAGAGGGAGCAAAGCCCAGAGACAAACAACAAAAGACCCCACCAAAAGACAGAGCGAGCAAGGGAGAGGAGAAGGAGGAAGAGGGAGAGGAGGAGACAGAGGCUCUUGUAUGAGAAGAAGGAAGAGCAAAGGUGGAAAAGACCAAGAAGCAGCGACAGGGAUGAAGCAGAAGAAGGAGAAAGUGCCUGGAAGAGACCACACAUGGAUGAAGAAAGAUGUGAUCCACUGGACAUUUCCAGCUACAACUUCCAUCACGAGCUGGGCAAUGGAUCAUUUGGCAAUGUUAUGUUAGCAUCAUUGCCCAACAGAAAGAAACCAGUGGCACUUAAGAUCCUUAAGAAAGAAAACAUCAAGCUUAAAGAAAGAUAUGAGACUGAAGUGAAGGUGAUGAAGCUGGCUUGGAAAUGCCCUUUCCUGUGCAACAUCCAUGCAGCAUUCCAAACACAGCUGCAUGCCUUCAUUGUGAUGGAAUAUGCAAGUGGAGGAAGCCUACAAGAUCUUCUAAACAACAGAGGCUAUCUGGACAUGGACUCCGUACUGUACUACGCAGCUGAGAUGGUGUGCGGCCUGCAAUUUCUGCACUCUGAAGGAAUUAUCCAUCGAGACUUCAAACCGGAAAACAUUCUGUUCAGCAACAAGGGACACAUCAAGAUUGCUGACUUUGGAUUGGCUGCUGAGAACGUAUUUGGCAACAAAACCAUCUCAGGAUCAAUUGGGACAUUGCACAACAUGGCCCCAGAGAUGAUCCAGUGUCAAAUCUACAAUUCAGCAGUAGACUGGUGGGCUUUUGGGAUUGUCUUGAGCAAAAUGGCCACUGGAAGAUCACCUUUUUAUGAAGGCCGUAAAGCAGAGAAAUGCAUCCAUUUUAUCCUCAAUUGCCAGCCCAGCUAUUCAGAACAGCUCAGUACAGAACUGCAAGAUCUUCUGGAAAAGCUCCUAAAGAAGAAGCCAUACCAGCGGCUUGGGUUCAAGGGGGAUAUAAGGAUACACCCCUUUUUCAAAUCCAUCAACUGGAUCAAAGUAGAAAGACAAAAUGUCGAACCACCUUUCCAGCCAGAACCUCAACCAAAUCCUGAUGUGAGCAUUCCAGCAAGUGCCUUAGAGGUCCUCAACAUUGACACCGCCUCAACUCACAGCUACAGUCUUCAGGAUUUCACAUAUCUGAGCCCCAGCUGGCAGGCAUAAGCCCACUCACUACAACUGUGGGAGAGGAUACAUCAACUCGAAGUUCAGUUCCCAUCCAACUGGAAAACAUCUUAAUUUGUUCAAAAGCACACCAGUCUGCUGUAUGAAUUCACAGAUCCAUUUGCAGCUCUACCAUCAGCUUCACCUGAUGCAUCGUUGCUACAUAAAGAUCAGCAGCCAACUCCACAAGUCAUCAGUCCCACCAUCAAAUCCAUCUCUGGAACUACCAUCAAGUCCAUCUUGCAUUUCCAUCAAAGCUACUUCAUCACCUAUACUUCCAUCUCCAGGUGAAAACAUUGGGUCUGGCCUACCAUCAGUUGUAUCUCUGUAUGGACUUACUAAGCUACCCUCUCUAACCCUCAUAUAAAUGUGUAAAUGUGUAAGUAUUUUUAAAUGGUGGUAAGUAUUUUAAAUUGAUUAAAAGAGCUGGGAUCCUUUGGUUAUAUAAGUUUUGGCUAAAUGAUAUAACUAAAGGGCUCUUAUAAAACAGAUAGUAUCAAAUCAAACUAGACUUAGGGUAAUAGUAGAAAUGUAAAUUCAGAGGAUAGUUACAAGAGGAUAAUAAGGUAAAACUAACAUAGGCUGGAAAUAUAAAUAAUAUCAAAUAUAUAACUAAUA
This is a messenger RNA of Xenopus laevis (African clawed frog), 4458 nucleotides long. Its product is annotated as protein kinase C delta type-like. Lineage: Eukaryota; Metazoa; Chordata; Amphibia; Anura; Pipidae. The transcript has 9 exons. The coding region runs from base 2569 to 3840 and encodes 423 amino acids. The record is from RefSeq and is a predicted model, not a curated record.